AUGUUGAGUGCUAGGCUAUACCGUGGGAGUGUGAGGGGUGUUGCGCAGUUUGCGCGGGCUUCGAUUCCGAAGCAUGUGACGAAUGAGGCUGUGAAGCCGUUUAGCAAGGAUGCUGACAGCAAGGACUGGGAUUUGUUGCGGGCGUCGCUUAUGAAGUUCAAGAGCUCGUCGCUUGAAGUUCCGCUGGUUAUCAACGGGGAGCGUGUGUAUGCUGACCGGGGCCGUGCUGUCUUCGCGCAGACCAACCCUGCUAACCAUGAGCAAGUGUUGGCGAACGUAGCGCAGGCCACUCGCGAUGACAUUAAGAGUGCAAUUGGUGCUGCUAAGCAGGCCAAGGAGAAGUGGUACAACAUGCCGUUCUAUGACAGGGCUGCGAUAUUCAUGAAGGCAGCCGAUCUGAUCUCUACGAAGUACAGGUACGAUAUGCUGGCCGCUACCAUGCUGGGCCAAGGUAAGAACGUCUACCAAGCGGAGAUCGACUGUAUCACUGAGCUGUCAGACUUCUUCAGAUUUAACGUCAAGUAUGCGGACGAGUUGUACGCUACUCAGCCAAUUGAGUCAGUGCCCGGUAUUUGGAACAGGGCAGAGUACAGACCUUUGGAAGGCUUUGUGUAUGCGGUGUCUCCAUUCAACUUCACGGCUAUUGCCGCAAACCUGAUUGGUGCACCAGCUCUGAUGGGUAACACUGUGGUAUGGAAACCAUCUCAAACCGCUGCGCUAUCUAACUACCUGUUGCUGACUGUCUUGGAAGAAGCUGGUCUCCCCAAGGGUGUUAUUAACUUUGUGCCAGGUGACCCAGUAGAAAUUACAGAUGAAGUGUUGGCAAGCAGGGAUUUCUCCGCUUUGCACUUCACAGGCUCUACAGCAGUGUUCAAGCAACUGUACGGUAAGAUCCAAAGCGGCGUUGCCGAAAACAAAUACAGAGACUACCCACGUAUCGUUGGUGAAACAGGUGGUAAGAACUACCACUUGGUUCACCCUUCUGCCAAUGUUCCACACGCAGUCUUUAACACGAUCAGAGGUGCCUUUGAGUUCCAAGGCCAAAAAUGUUCUGCUACUUCUAGAUUGUACUUGCCAAAGUCCAUGAGCGAGGAAUUCUUCAGAGACAUGUUUGGCACGUUAAGCAACAAUAAGGUUGUUCCAGUUAACACUUCUGCUAGUGCCAUCAGCGGUGGUAACCUGCACGGAUUCAUGGGCCCGGUUAUCCACGAGCAAAGUUUCAACAAGCUAUCUGCUGCCAUCGAGGAAGCCAAGAAAGACCCUGAACUAGAGAUUCUGUACGGUGGACAAUACGAUAAGAGCCAAGGCUGGUACAUUGGCCCAACGAUUAUCAGGACCACAAACCCAAACCAUAAAUUCUUGACCACGGAGUUCUUUGGUCCUAUAUUGACCGUUUACGAGUACCAGGACUCCCAAUUCAAGGAUAUCUGCGAACUGAUAAAUGAAACCGGCGAGUAUGGUUUGACCGGUUCCAUCUUCUCCAGAGACCGUGACGCUAUAAUCUACGCCUCUGAGAAGCUAAGGUUCAGCGCCGGUAACUUCUACAUCAAUGACAAAUGUACAGGUGCAGUUGUAGCACAGCAGUGGUUCGGAGGUGCACGCAUGAGCGGUACAAACGACAAGGCCGGUGGGCCAAGCAUCCUAAGCAGAUUCGUGAGUAUCAGAAGCAUCAAGGAGAACAUGCAAGAAAUCACCGACUUCAGAUACCCAUCCAACUACGAGUAA
This is a messenger RNA of Nakaseomyces glabratus, 1725 nucleotides long. It is a transcript of the gene PUT2, whose product is annotated as 1-pyrroline-5-carboxylate dehydrogenase. Gene Ontology annotation, molecular function: L-glutamate gamma-semialdehyde dehydrogenase (NAD+) activity. The record is from RefSeq and is a predicted model, not a curated record. Gene Ontology annotation, cellular component: mitochondrial matrix. NCBI's taxonomy places the organism in Eukaryota, Fungi, Ascomycota, Saccharomycetes, Saccharomycetales, Saccharomycetaceae.